AUGCAGCGCCGCCAGAGCGCACGAGGAGAGUACAUCCCCGCCGAGGGGGACUGGCCCGUAGAUCCCCAGCACGACGUCGAGGUUUCAGACCAGCGCAUCUGGGUCGACGGCUGCUUCGACUUUGCCCACCACGGCCAUGCCGGCGCCAUGCUGCAGGCCCGCCAGCUGGGCAACGAGCUGCUGGUAGGCGUGCACUCGGAUGAGGCCAUUCUCGAGAACAAAGGCCCCACCGUCAUGCGCCUCAACGAACGGGUCAUGGCCGUCGAAGCCUGUCGCUGGGCCACCAAGGCCGUCCCCAAAGCCCCCUACGUGACCUCGCUCCCCUGGAUCACGCACUACGGCUGCCAGUACGUCGUGCACGGCGAUGACAUCACCUCCGACAGCGACGGUAAGGACUGCUAUCGCUAUGUCAAGGCCGCCGGCAGAUUCAAGGUCGUCAAGCGCACUCCCGGCAUCUCGACGACCGACCUCGUGGGCCGCAUGCUGCUGUGCACCAAGACGCACUUUAUACAAUCCCUCGAGAAGAGGCUGUCCGGUGACGAGGGCCCAGGUGGAGAGGCGGAGCGCCUGGAGACGGGACAGGCUAUGCUGCAGCGCAUCAAGGACUAUGCGACGGAUGCCAGCGGACUUGCGCCUGGCUGCGAUGUGUGGUACUGGCAUGCUUCGCGUCCGGCGAAGCUGCGGAGAACGACAACCAGCAAUGCCGCUCCGCCCGAGCGGCCAGGCGUUGUACGGUCAGAAACCGUAGGCAGUCAGAACCCUGUCAAGGAGGAGAAGGGCAAGUUCCACCAGCUCGUAGAAGGCAAGGGAGUGAAGCCCGGACAGAGAGUCGUCUACGUCGACGGAGGAUGGGACCUGUUUUCUUCCGGCCACAUCGAGUUCCUGCGGCUCGUCACCCAGGCUGAGGAGACCGCCGCAAAAGCCAAAGGAUGGUUCACCGAAGAGGCCAAGAAGGAGCGCAUAGAAAAGACCGGCGAAGACUACCCGCCUGCCUUCAUAGUCGCGGGCAUCCACGACGACGAAGUCAUCAACCACUGGAAAGGCAUCAACUUCCCCAUCAUGAACGUCUUUGAGCGCGGCCUGUGUGUACUGCAAUGCAAGUACGUCCACGCCGUCGUCUUCGGCUCGCCCUUCUCCCUCUCCAAAGCCUUCCUCCUCACGCUCCCCUACUCCACCCCCACCGCCGUCUACCACGGCAUCACCAAAUUCAUGCCGCUCACCUACGACCCCUACGCCGUCACCAAGGCCCUCAACAUCUACCGCGAGAUCGCUAACCACGAGUUCCAAAACGUCAAUUCCGCCGAGAUUGUCGCCCGCAUCAUGAAGGGCCGCGCGCUGUACGAGGAACGACAGCGCAAGAAGGGCGAGAAGGGCAUGGGCGAGGAGGUCGAGAGGCUCAGACAGGAGCUGGAGCGCGAGCAGAAGAGGAAGGAGGUUGAGGGGCAGUUUGGGCUUUAAGUUGGUUGUUGCAUGAGCGAGCGAGCAUUUGGACAGACAUGGUUAAGUUGAAAAUACCCUUUUGGACAAAUCGGUUUAGAAUUGACACUUUGGGUUCGCCGGCGUG
Parastagonospora nodorum SN15 is the source of this 1564-nucleotide messenger RNA. RefSeq lists its product as hypothetical. Gene Ontology annotation, molecular function: ethanolamine-phosphate cytidylyltransferase activity. Bases 1 to 1458 code for a protein of 485 amino acids. The transcript is spliced from 5 exons. Gene Ontology annotation, cellular component: cytoplasm. Gene Ontology annotation, biological process: phosphatidylethanolamine biosynthetic process. The record is from RefSeq and is a predicted model, not a curated record. NCBI's taxonomy places the organism in Eukaryota, Fungi, Ascomycota, Dothideomycetes, Pleosporales, Phaeosphaeriaceae.